Messenger RNA from Owenia fusiformis, 1338 nucleotides. The record is from the annotation of a GenBank genome assembly. Lineage: Eukaryota; Metazoa; Annelida; Polychaeta; Sabellida; Oweniidae.
CAAUGAAGAGCAUUGAGUUUUACACUUCCAAAGCAGGAGUGUUAAAGUUAUAUUUCUUCAUAAUUGGGCAUGGAGUGUCCUACACAUAUAUGGCAGCGUUGACAACCACUAUAGCAAACUUUACCAGCGAACAUCGUGUUCAAGCUUUAGCCAUUCUGGAAUCAUGCUUUGGGGGAGGUGCUUUAGUAUUCGCUAUCUUAUACGCUAGUUAUUUUACAAAUGCCCACAUAUACGAUGAACAGAACCAAAAUUGGUCAGGCUUUAUUUUGAUGCUAAAGAUUGGUUCAAGUAUCGCAAACUGUUGCUGCGCUGCCUUCCUACGAAUUGCCCCUCAGUCAGACAAUGAUGGAGAUGAUGAAGAAAGUGAUAAAGAUGAUAACUAUAUUGCAGCUGAAACUGAAGAUGAGCAUGAUCUAGAGGAUAUCUUUACUGAAGCUGGAGAUGAAUCUGAAUCUACGGAACUUUUUCAUUCUGAAGAUGCUGAAACAAGCAAUGAGACCUUGAUAUAUAUAAUGAUCAAAGAAACCUGGUUGGAUUUCAAAAGGAUUUUUUUGACCAAAAACUUCCAAAUAAUUCUUUGGUUAAAAAGUAUUAUCUCGCCAAUAGGUUUUGUGUAUUUAAUAAAUAUCACAGCAAUCUUGAAAUCUGCCAGACUUGAGGCAUACAGUGCCAUAUUUACAAUUCUACGCCCGAUUGCAGGGAUGUUGGCACGUUUUAUCUUAGCUGUGCUUGCUCAAUUGCUAAAGGGAAAGAUACAGAAACCUAUUCUUUUGCUGAUCACCAACAUGGGUUUUGUUGUAGGUCAAGGAUUGCUGAUUAGCUUAGGAACUAACUUAACAGCGUUACAUGUAUCAAAUAUUGUUAUUACCAUGGCUCAUUCAUGUGUGUUUGUGCUUGUUAUAGCAAUAUUAAGCGACCUAUUUAGCAAAAAGAAAUUUGGUCGUAUUUGGGGAUUCAUUUUAUUUGUUUCCACAAUAUUUAGUUUUUUAUACCCAGCUAUAUUUGGACUAGUCUAUGAUGCGCAUACAAAAAUUGGUAAUGUAGAUUGUUAUGGACUAGCCUGUACCCAACUUACGUUUAUAAUUACGAGUAUAUUCACCUGUGUUGUUCUGAUAUUGAAUAUUGCACUUAUUGUUAAUAUACGGUAAUAAGACCUGAUUUUUACCCAGCUAUAUUUUGACUAGUCUACAUGUAUGAUGCGCAUUCAAUGAUUGGCAGUGCAGAUUGUUAUGGACUAGCCUGUACCCAACUUACGUUUAUAAUUACGAAUAUAUUCACCUUUGUUGUUCUGAUAUUGAAUAUUGCACUUAUUGUUAAUACACAGUUAAUAUGACCUGA